Molecule: messenger RNA, 1254 nt
Organism: Penicillium antarcticum
Lineage: Eukaryota; Fungi; Ascomycota; Eurotiomycetes; Eurotiales; Aspergillaceae
Exons: 4
Coding region: 1-1254 (417 amino acids)
Source: RefSeq, a predicted model, not a curated record
AUGCCGGAUCCUCCGGCCACUUUACGACCUUUGGUUCUUUCCAAACGCCAGCUACAGCCAGUUUAUCAACAUGCAACAUAUCGGCCGAAGGUCUCCUGGGGAAACCCGGUCGUCCAUUAUCGCCCCAUAUUUAACUCCCGCUUAGAUGUGAUGACCACAGUCAGUUUGCGAACGGCGACAAACCAGGUAACGGCCAGACACUAUGCAACCCAGGAUGACACAAAGCUGUAUGGAAUCCGAAAAUACCCAGCGCAAGUCAUGGGGAGGUCAUCUCACGCAAUUGAGAAGCUGAUGAAGGAAUUCCAUCGCUGGAAUUUGGAUCAACACCAAAUGCAGCAUCUGCUUAUGCCGAUUCAAGCCUUCCUCCAUGUGGAUCAGAGAUCUUUCUAUACCGUGUCUGAGCACGCAUUUAUGACUCUGGCGGACGUAGUCCUGGGCACGAAGCAAUGGCCAAGCAUGCUCUGUCACGAUGAGAUCUGGUCGGUUGUCAAGCAGGUCCUGACCGGAACUGGAUUUUUGGCAUCGCGAGGGCUACAACAUACCGUGCUCAACCUACGAAACAUAUUAAUAACAAACCAUGGGGUUGUGAAGAUUGGGGCGAUUCAUCAUAUCGAGCACGAAACUCCCGAAGGCUGGGCCAAAACAAGUGAAGCACUGGUCCAGCUCGCUGUGGGUUUGAUCGAAAAAUCCAAAGGGCCAUGCUCGGACUGCACCGAUACAUUCUGCGAGAAAGACGGCGACCGUGGAUGCUGCGACAGCACAUCGAUGCUUGCUCGUGUUGACUCUCUUGCGACAGCAUUGGAUAUCACCCGCUGUCUCACCGAGGGGACCACGGACUUUCAGAGCGGUGUCACAGGCAAGGCCAUUUUGACGGCUCUUGAACUGGGCUUUAUUGACCAUGCAAAAGGCUCACGUCUCGGCCCUAUUGCUGAAUUCGCCUCCGGCAAGGUCUACCGUGAGGUGAUGCCCGUGUUGAGGACUACCGACCGUCAUGGAAUUACAACCUCAUCUCCGCCGAGACAUGGCGAGAAAAAGAGGCCGGGGGAAUACCACAAGCUCGUUUCAGGUCGAAAGAGUGUUCGUCGUAGAAGGUUUUAUGGCGGAGGAAAGAAAUGGCUGCUUCGCAAAGACAAAUCAACCACGGAUCAGCCAAAGACAGAGCAGGGGAUGAUAGAAUCCUACCAGCGAGAUCAUAGUCCAACGUUGGAUGCCGCGCGUGAAGCUAAGUGGGCUUUGGUUCAGAGCAAGACGUGA